Schizophyllum commune H4-8 is the source of this 2094-nucleotide messenger RNA. RefSeq lists its product as uncharacterized. The record is from RefSeq and is a predicted model, not a curated record. Lineage: Eukaryota; Fungi; Basidiomycota; Agaricomycetes; Agaricales; Schizophyllaceae. The transcript is spliced from 18 exons. The coding region runs from base 1 to 2094 and encodes 697 amino acids.
AUGUACGUCAUCCCGAACCCAUUCCCUAACAUUCUCAAAACAUCCGUCCGCUCGCCGACUUCGGCCCUGACGUUCAUAUCGUCGGAUACCCACGACGCGGACGAAAGGAAGAUGUACGUUGUCCUGCAACUUGCGUGCCACCGAGCGGACAGGUCGCAUAAACCCUCCGCCCUUCCCCGCCGGACGCCACGUGCACGGCAUCCCCUGCCCGGGGAUGCGGCGGAAGAUUGCAUGCGCGCACUCCGCGCCCCUCCCCCCAAUCUUCCGACUUUCCGCUGGACGGGUCUCGGCCGCGGACCGCCGAGGUCUGAUCCGGGAAUACUCAACGCCGGUCUGGAAGUUUGGGCGGCACUGGACGCGGCGUUGGGUCGCUCGCGAAGUAUAAAGGGUAGGUCACCUCACCGCUUCAAAUCAGCAUUCCAAUCCCUUCCUCCUCUUCUCUUACCAUCCCUUACCUCCUCCCCCUUUUCAAUUGGAUCUUGUAACGUCGCGUGCAGUGUCUUGCUAUUUACUCGUUUUGCAUUGCUUCCUUUCUUCGAACGCGCAUCAUCAAUCGACACCAAACGCACUAACGACUUUCUACGUUUUUCUGCUAUAGUACUACUCGCCGCCGUCCCGCCCGUGCCUAUCGGGCCAUCACGCCGGCCCCCACUAUCCGCGACGGUCACCUUUCUCCUCGCCGUCAUCGUCGUAAGCAUUUUGCUCGCCUCGACGCGCACGCAGAAGGCUCGCCGUUGGAAGUCGGUCUGCUCUGUGACCAGGCACUCCCGCGCCCUUCACUGCGCAUCCAGUACUCGCAGUGCGGUUCUGAGAGACCCGUCGACGCCGUUCGGGCAGAAGCGGGGCACUACACGGUCGUCGACGACAUCGAGGCACCCACAUUUUGACCUCACCCGGGCUGCGCAAGACUACGACGGGGAGCCUCUGACGACACACGAGCGCUCUCGGCAUCGACGGCGAGCGCAUCGCUCGCGUCACCACCUCUCGUCCUUCCCCCACCUCCACGUCGACGCCACGGCCGGCCUCGACCCUCGCCGUCACCGACCCCAGCGAUUCAGGCCACCCCCACCCCCCACCUUCCGUCCAGGCCCUUUUUGGGGAUGCCACAAUAAUCGACCGCCCCGAACUGCCGAAGGCGUGCUCGCUCCGUCUCGAAUGAGCGACGCGAUGAGGGUCAUCUACCCUCCGUCUGCACCACGAAUUGUCGUCCGUUUCCGAGACGCUCGAGGCACGCGCGAGUUCCCUCCGAGAAGGUUGAUGAUGGAGGGGGGCUCUCUGCGACGAGAAAGGGAGAAGGGGGGAUAUUCAUGCGCUCCUAUGGAUUUCCUCGGUGACCCCCGUCGUUGGACGUGUGCCCGUGCCCCCUCGUGCAAGAUUUACGACGGGGGAAGGGCCGAGCCGCCGGAGGCGCGCGUGCGCUUCCUCGGUAAACGAUGCGACGGGGGAGGGGUCUCCCCCACCCCUUUUUGGGGAAAGGGACUUGUGCAGGCGCUUCCCACGACGGGAGGGGGGAGGGCGAAAUGUCGACCGGGUGUGGGUCGAUGCCGAAACGGCGCAGGCAAGCCCGCGCUCUCUCGGGGGGUGAUGUCGAUCCUGUGCCCCUUAUUCACCGGCGCCCCUAAAGGCGAGCUUUGUGGCGAGGGAGGGGGUCCCUCCCUCCUCCUUUCUCUCAAGGAGUCGAGUGUAGGGUUCGUUCUUUCCUUCGUUCUCGCCCCCACUUCGCAUGGCGACUCGCUUCUAGAGCUUCUAGUUCUAAUGUCCUGGAGUUCAGGAAAGGGUUUAGCGGAGAGGGGGGCGCGUCGUAGCGUGGUAGUCCUUUUCUCCCUUUCUGACUGGACAGCCGUCGGAGGGGCGAACGCCCUCCCUCGGCGAGUAGACUCUUUCGAUACGGAUGACGUGGAAGGGAUGGACACGGCCGCGCACCUUAUCCCCUUCCUCCCGCUCGGCCCCUCCAUCGGGUGGGGCCCUUCUCGACGACUUGACCUGCCCUCGCUCACUCUCUCUGCAGCUCGGGAGAUCGGGGAGGACGUGCGGCGCUGGGAGGAGGUGCUCGACAAGCGGGUGGAGGUUGGGGACGAAGGGAAGGGGAAUUAA